UAUACUUUUAUUUCAGGACUGAGAAAUAGUAUUAUAGUGAGGGCGGGAUUAACACGCUUUGCUUUUGUGGUAACUGGCAAUAAAUUUGAUACGCCCAUAAAGAUUGCAAAGAAAAAAUUCAAACAAAUAAACAAAGCGAACAAACGGAACAGCUGCAGCCUUUAAGUCACCUACUCUAUAGAAAUCUUUUUUUUUUUAUUACUGCAAAGGAAAAGGAAUCAAAGAAUAAAGGUGACCACAAAACUUUCUAAGGGGAAAACAUAUCAACCUUUAUUGCAAAACGUAUUGAAACAAGGUCGUUUUUUGACUUGUCUGCAUAACCUCUUAGAUUUAGAAAAUGGCAACUAAUAUGGCAUUGUUAACAUUUAUUCUCUUUGCGACAUCAAUUUUUAUGCUGGCAAAAGCAGAUAGUCAAAAUGAAGACAAUCAGAAAUACGCCGGUAUUGCGAGAUCAUUAAAAGUUUUGUUACAAAAUUAUUAUCAGAAGCAAGAAGAAAAAAGUGAUAUUCAAAAUAUUAUUGAAAAAUUCAGUGAAUAUCAAAACACGGGAAAAAUUAUUCAAAGAAAAAAUAAUGUAAAUCCAAUGUUUGAAAAAAAAGAUGCUAUUGAACAAUGGUUAGGGGGAAGAUUUGGAAGAGCUGUUUACGACUUAUUGUGGUCAGAAGUUUCAAAAGAUCACAAGAGAAAUGAUAAAACAAAUCCAAUGAUCGAAAAAAAAGAUUCCGAUACUGAAAAUCGUUUUAACAGAGAGGCUAUUGAACAGUGGUUUAGCGGAAGAUUUGGGUUACCAAAUCAAAAAAGAAACAAUGAAGUUAAUCCAAUGAUCGAAAAAAAAGAUUCCGAUAUUGAAAAUCGUUUUAACAGAGAGUCUCUUGAACAGUGGUUAAGCGGAAGAUUUGGGUUAACAAACCAAAAAAGACACAAUGAAGCUAAUCCAAUGAUCGAAAAAAAAGAUUCCGAUACUGAAAAUCGUUUUAACAAAGAGACUAUUGAACAGUGGUUAAGCGGAAGAUUUGGAUUAACAAAUCACAAGAGAAACAAUGAAGUUAAUCCAAUGAUCGAAAAAAAAGAUUCCGAUACUGAAAAUCGUUUUAACAGAGAGUCUCUUGAACAGUGGUUAAGCGGAAGAUUCGGAUUAACAAAUCACAAAAGAAACAAUGAAGUUAAUCCAAUGAUCGAAAAAAAAGAUUCUGAUACUGAAAAUCGUUUUAACAGAGAGUCUCUUGAACAGUGGUUAAGCGGAAGAUUUGGAUUAACAAAUCACAAGAGAAACGAUGAAGCUAAUCCAAUGAUCGAAAAAAAAGAUUCCGAUACUGAAAAUCGUUUUAACAGAGAGUCUCUUGAACAGUGGUUGAGCGGAAGAUUCGGAUUAACAAAUCACAAGAGAAACAAUGAAGUUAAUCCAAUGAUCGAAAAAAAAGAUUCCGAUACUGAAAAUCGUUUUAACAGAGAGUCUCUUGAACAGUGGUUAAGCGGAAGAUUUGGAUUAACAAAUCACAAGAGAAACGAUGAAGUUAAUCCAAUGAUCGAAAAAAAAGAUUCCGAAAAUGAAAAUCGUUUUAACAGAGAGUCUAUUGAACAAUGGUUGGGCGGAAGAUUUGGAAGAACUGUUUACGAAUUUUUGUUAUCAGAAACUUCGGAAAAAAGAAAAAAAUAAUAAAGUCAACAAAAAAAAUGUUCUAAUGUAUAAAUGUGGUUAUAUAAGUACAACAAUUGUUAAUAAUUCUUUUACAUAUUUAUCAAAAUUUGUUUGUUUAAAUAUGUUUAAAUCUUAAA
Molecule: messenger RNA, 1776 nt
Organism: Hydra vulgaris (swiftwater hydra)
Lineage: Eukaryota; Metazoa; Cnidaria; Hydrozoa; Anthoathecata; Hydridae
Product: pol-RFamide neuropeptides
Source: RefSeq, a predicted model, not a curated record